Sporisorium graminicola is the source of this 1974-nucleotide messenger RNA. RefSeq lists its product as uncharacterized. Gene Ontology annotation, cellular component: mitochondrial inner membrane. Gene Ontology annotation, biological process: electron transport chain. The transcript has a single exon. The record is from RefSeq and is a predicted model, not a curated record. Lineage: Eukaryota; Fungi; Basidiomycota; Ustilaginomycetes; Ustilaginales; Ustilaginaceae. The coding region runs from base 1 to 1974 and encodes 657 amino acids. Gene Ontology annotation, molecular function: electron-transferring-flavoprotein dehydrogenase activity; iron-sulfur cluster binding.
AUGUUCGCGGCUCGCGCCACAAACGCCUCGCCAGCCCGUCUGGCGAGCGCCCUCCGUGGCGGUCCUAUUCGCCAAGCUGGUCGAUCGCUGCGCGCCACCUCGUCUGCUUCCACUUCUUCGCUCUCUACACUUGCGACACGCAGCUACCUCCCGAGCAGCCGAGUCAGCACCGUUGGCCGUUCCUCCCUAGGGCUCGCCUUUUCGACAACGCCAGCUGCUCGCCAGGCCACGCCCGUCGAGGAGGGUGACGGCGAGCCGUUCGAUCUCAACACAGUAGAGCGAGUCUCGGACGAGGUCGACGUCAUCAUUGUCGGUGGCGGCCCCGCGGGUCUCAGUGCUGCCAUCAAGAUCAAGCAGCUCGCUGAAGAACGUGGCGAGGAGAUCCGUGUCGUGGUCCUCGAAAAGGGGCCCGAGGUCGGCAAUCACAUUCUUUCAGGCGCUGUCAUCCAGACCAACGCCCUCGAUGAGCUCCUGCCGGACUGGAAAGAACUCGGCGCGCCGCUCAACCAGCCCGCUCUCGAGGAUCACAUGCGCUUCCUCACACCCACCGGCUCCAUCCCCAUGCCGCAUCCUCCUCAGAUGUCCAACAAGGGCAACUACAUUGUCUCGCUCUCGCGCGUCGUCGCGUGGUUGGGCGAGCAGGCCGAAGCGGCCGGUGUCGAAAUCUACCCCGGUUUCGCCGCCGCACAGCCCUUGUGGCAGCUGGACGACAGCGGCAAGCCCAUCGGUAUCAAGGGUGUCAUCACCAACGAGAUUGGCCUCGACAAGUCGCGCAAGCCCAAGGACUCCUUCGAGCCGGGUAUGGAAUUCCACGCGCCCAUCACGCUGUUUGCUGAAGGUGCGCACGGCUCCAUGACGCAAAAAAUGAUCAAGCAGCUCGGCCUUCGGGACGCCGUCGGCGCCGAUCCGCAGACGUACGGUCUUGGAGUGAAGGAGGUGUGGCGAGUCAAGCCCGAGAAGCACCAGGCUGGUUUGGUCACUCACACCAUGGGCUGGCCUCUCGAUACGAGCACCUACGGAGGCAGCUGGACCUACCACAUGGAAGACAACAUGGUCUCCAUUGGUCUCGUCGUCGGUCUCGACUACCCGAACCCAUACCUCAGCCCCUUCCGCGAGUUCCAGCGCAUGAAGCACCACCCCUUCUUCAAGGAUCUGCUUGAGGACGGUGAAUGCCUCGCUUACGGUGCCAGGACGCUGAACGAGGGUGGCUACCAGUCGAUCCCAAAACUGCACUUCCCUGGUGGUGCGUUGGUCGGCUGCGCUGCCGGUUUCCUGAAUGUGCCCAAGAUCAAGGGCACGCACAACGCCAUGAAGUCCGGAAUGGUUGCUGCCGAGGCCGUCGUCGAAGCACUGGCCAAACGUGCCGAGUCGGGUUCGGAGGAGUCGAUCGACCUGGCCGACUACAAGACGCGUCUCGACGACACGUACGUCAUGAAGGAGCUGUACGAGGUGCGCAACCUGCGACCGUCGUUCCACGGCCCGCUCGGCUUCUGGGGAGGCCUCGCCUACUCGGGUCUCGACUCGAUGAUCCUCAAGGGCCGUGUGCCUUGGACGUUCCACCACCCGGGCGAGGACCACGCGCAGACCAAGCCCGCAGCGCAGUGCGAGCCCAUCGAAUACCCGAAACCAGAUGGCAAGCUGUCGUUUGACAUCCUCACCUCGGUCUCGAGGACGGGUACCAACCACGCCGAGGACCAGCCUGUGCAUCUUGUCGUCAAGGACGGAGACUACAAGGCACACGUCGAGAAGAACGUUGGCACCUUUGAGGGGCCGCUCGGCCGAUGCUGCCCCGCUGGCGUUUACGAGUACGUCGAGGCCGACACGCCGGAUCAGGAGGAUGCGCUGGGCAAGAAGCUCGUCAUCAACUCGCAGAACUGCAUCCACUGCUACACGUGCUCGAUUAAGACGCCUGAUCAGAGCAUUCGAUGGGACGUGCCCGAGGGCGGAGGAGGUCCUAAGUACUCGCUGACCUAA